Leguminivora glycinivorella is the source of this 654-nucleotide messenger RNA. It is a transcript of the gene mRpL30, whose product is annotated as 39S ribosomal protein L30, mitochondrial. The record is from RefSeq and is a predicted model, not a curated record. Gene Ontology annotation, molecular function: structural constituent of ribosome. Gene Ontology annotation, biological process: translation. Lineage: Eukaryota; Metazoa; Arthropoda; Insecta; Lepidoptera; Tortricidae. Gene Ontology annotation, cellular component: large ribosomal subunit; mitochondrion.
ACGGAGAGGUUAGGUUAGGUUCAUUAUUUUGUAUUUUAUGCAAUUUACUGGAUAAAUAGAAGGCUAAAAUGAACAAACAGCUCCUCAAAGUUUGUAGCCCGUUGGCUACAUUCUCAAGAGCAAGAGGCUUCGCUCCUCCACCUGGCGGAAUCAAAUAUCCAGGAGGAAUCACAUAUUACCCCAGCCAUGCAGACCAUAAAGACCCAGAGAUCACCCCUUCAAAGCUAUUUAGAGUGGAACGUAUAAAAACCCUGAAGCAUCAGCCCUGGUACCUGAAACUGAUCAUGAAAGAGCUGAAAAUUGACGAAGAGACCAGAGUCACCAUUGUCAAGAAUAUACCUGAAAUCAAUUCCAGGCUUUGGAAGGUGAAACAUUUGAUAAAAGUUACCCCAAUCAUUCCCUACGGAGAACCUGCCCCGGAGGAUAUCAAACAUACAGUCCUGAAAGAAAACGGGCAGUGUAUAGUCACAAAAACACUUGCACCACAACCUGAACAGAUUGAGGCCUUGGACAACUUCGAUAACAACAAAAAGAAAAUGGAUUCUACUACAAUAAAGAGAGAUUCUAGGCAUAAGUGGAAUCAGGCAUAUAGUGGUGGAUUUUAGAGUGCAUAUAUUAGUUAUGGUAGCAAUAAAAUAAUAGUGUAUUAAAUUA